Hyposmocoma kahamanoa is the source of this 2439-nucleotide messenger RNA. It is a transcript of the gene mRRF2, whose product is annotated as ribosome-releasing factor 2, mitochondrial. Lineage: Eukaryota; Metazoa; Arthropoda; Insecta; Lepidoptera; Cosmopterigidae. The record is from RefSeq and is a predicted model, not a curated record. Gene Ontology annotation, cellular component: mitochondrion. The transcript is spliced from 14 exons. Gene Ontology annotation, biological process: mitochondrial translation; ribosome disassembly. Gene Ontology annotation, molecular function: GTP binding; GTPase activity; translation elongation factor activity. The coding region runs from base 1 to 2289 and encodes 762 amino acids.
AUGACGACCUAUUGUUUUGCAAAUUUUUACAAAAAACUUGUGAAAAAUGCAAAACUUCGGCGUUAUUACAGUAAAACAGAUAGCAAUAACAACAAUAUCGAAAAAAUUCGAAAUAUCGGCAUAUUAGCACAUAUAGAUGCAGGAAAAACCACAACAACGGAGCGUAUGCUCUUCUAUUCUGGUACCAUACGGUCCAUGGGAGAGGUACACCACGGGAACACUGUCACCGAUUAUAUGGAACAGGAAAGACAGAGAGGAAUAACAAUUACCUCGGCAGCAGUCUCGUUCCCAUGGCAAGGCAGUCAGAUUAACCUAAUAGAUACACCAGGCCACAUUGACUUCACUAUGGAGGUAGAGCAAAGUUUAGCUGUGCUAGAUGGUGCCGUCGUUGUGUUGGAUGGUUCAGCUGGUGUAGAAGCUCAAACCUUAACAGUCUGGCGUCAAGCGACAGGCUACCGUGUUCCACGUAUCCUGUACCUAAACAAAAUGGACCGUCUAGAUUCAAACGAGAUGUCCUGUGUCAGAUCUAUUGAGGAGAAGCUGCAGGCCACACCGCUGCUUCUGCACUUGCCCGUGCGACAUAAUGAUAGACUUGUCGGUUUGAUAGACCUAAUAACGCAAGAAGAAAUCCUGUGGACGCAAGGACGCGGCCAGAACUACGUCUGUCGGAAGCUAGAUGAACGAGAUGGACUUGUGUGGGAGAACACGCUCGAUAAACAUCGUCAGUUAAUCGAUACUCUAUCAAGUAUGGACGAUACGCUGGCAGACUACAUUAUUGCUCAGGAAUCUUUGGACAAUUUAAACUUUGCCGACGUCACGCAAGCAAUUCGUCGUUGUACAAUCAAUAUGCGCGCUUUCCCAGUUCUCUGCGGAUCUUCGUACAAAAACAUCGGCGUGCAAACUCUAAUGGACGGCGUUAUUCAGUACCUACCGUCGCCGUUGCAGUGCAAUAACUUGUACAAGUGUUUCGGGGACGAUUUAGCCGCUAGAGCGUUCAAAGUGCUUCACGACGACCAAAGGGGUGUGCUGACCUUCCUUAGGCUGUAUAGUGGAGAGAUCGUCAAAGGACAGAAGAUCUAUAAUCUUGGACAAAGUAAGAGUGAGCAGACAGGCUCUAUGUACGUUGCGCUGGCUGACGAGUACCAGCCCGUUGAAAAGGUCACAGCAGGGAACAUCGCUGUCGUCAGCUCACUAAAGGCAACGAUGUCAGGCGACCUAAUAACGACAUCACAGGCCUCCGCAAACCGUGCCAAAGCAAACCUGUCGUCGUCUCUGAAAGAGCCAGGGCGGGUCGAAGAACUGAUGCUGCCCAGUGCUCGGCAGCGCCUGCAAGCGCUCGAAGGUGACGUUACCGACGAUGACAUCGCUGACAUAUUGCUUGGCAUUGGGACAACGAUUCCCGAACCAGUAUUCUUGUGCUCCAUCGAGCCGCCCAGCAUCGCGUACCAGACGCCGCUGGAGACCGCGCUCAACGAGCUGCAGAGAGAAGAUCCCAGUUUGAGGGUCCUCACCGACGAGGACACGGGCCAAAUGGUCUUAGCAGGCAUGGGCGAACUUCACUUGGAAAUCAUUAAAGAACGCAUCGUUCGCGAGUACAAAAUUGAUGUUGAAUUAGGGCCACUACAGAUUGCGUACAGAGAGUCAUUGCUUGGCAGUGCCAAACAGAGCAUGACGGUUGACAGGAAGAUUGGCGGUGCCAGACAACAAGUGAAGGUUACUCUUAGUGCUAAACCUGUAAAGGGCCUCAGCCAGGAUAAGGUGUUGAAGUUAGACAAAUCGGCGGACAGCGCAGCGAACUUGGCGCACCUGCAUCCUCGAUCUCUAAACGCCAUCAAACACGGAGUCCGAACUGCUUUGAUGCACGGACCGAAGCUUGGCUGCCCGUUGGUGGAUGUACGAGUGACACUACAUUGGUUUGAAGUCGGCAGAGGCACAUCCGAAUCCGUUGUUUCCGCUACCGUGGCACAAUGUUUGAGAAAGGUAUUCGAAGAAGCUGAAGCAAUUCUUCUGGAGCCAGUGAUGUCCCUGGAAGUGGUAUGUCCUGAGUCGCAUUCUGCGCGCGUAAUGGCGGACUUGUCGCGCCGCCGCGCAGAGAUACAACACAUCACUAUCAGGCAGCAGAAUAAGGUAAUCGAAUGCCUGGCCCCCCUCUCAGAGCUGCUAGGUUACUCCACAACAUUACGUUCGCUAAGCUCGGGGCUGGCAUCCUUCACCAUGGAGUUCCACUCGCAUCGACAGAUGGCGCCGCACGACGAGGAGAAGGCCAUCAAGAGCGUCACUGGGUUUUAGAUCCUGGUUCCUAUAAAACCACACACACCUUUAUCGCGACAGUUACGCGCGACUACAGCCGUACGCCGUUAACAUAGACUAUAAUUUCGUACCGUUGGUUUAAUAAAGCAACACGUGAUAUAUAUACGUCAAAAGUGUUAAACUUUUAUC